AUGUACCGAACCAAUAUCGAUUGUGCAGAGGCGGGUCGAUUCAGCGGCAAGAUGGUGGUCAGUAUGCGCCCGAUGCUAGCCGCCGAUGCCAUCCGUGCCGUGCAAAUCUGCACACGGUUUCCAUCGGUACACGGCGCGCCGAUUCAUUUUGGCAACCCUGAUUUAAUCGGUAUCGCCGAUCUCAGCGAACCCGAAUUUGGCGAUGCUGUGACCAUCCGCGAUAACGAAGUACCGGUAUUCUGGGCUUGUGGUGUGACGCCGCAGGUAGCACUCGAACAGGCCAAACCACCUUUUUGCAUCACCCACUCACCGGGUUGCAUGCUGGUAACUGACUUGCCCAACAGCCACCUGGCUGUGAUGUAA
Priapulus caudatus is the source of this 363-nucleotide messenger RNA. RefSeq names its product UPF0317 protein RPB_3621-like. The coding region runs from base 1 to 363 and encodes 120 amino acids. The transcript has a single exon. The record is from RefSeq and is a predicted model, not a curated record. NCBI's taxonomy places the organism in Eukaryota, Metazoa, Priapulida, Priapulimorpha, Priapulimorphida, Priapulidae.